AUGGCGGGCCGUCUCAAGGAUGCCAUCAAGAAGCGAGCUUCACGCCUGCUCCAUAGAAACAAAGAUGAAGCAAAAGACACGCCUGAGGGCGCAGACUCCCACUCUUCCAACAACAGGAGCAGCCUGAAUUCUUCGAGUAGGAAGUCACAUCCAGGCCAUCGGAAGUCAUUGAGUCUCUUGAGCCGAAGCUCAAAGACAGAACCAAAGAAUUGCCAUGUUCUCCAUCAAACACAGGCACCCGAAAGCACCAAUGGCUAUCAAGCUCACCCGGCUGUCCAACCAUUGGAUGCAGAUUUAGAGCCCAAAACUCCCAGAUUAGAACGUCAACGUCCCGGUAUCAAAUCGGAUGACUCCGAUGAUCAAAGCACUGAUGGCAAUGCCCAAGGCAACGAUUAUUUCGAAGGUUCUUCGAGCCAAGCUGCUCACCACUAUCAACCGAAACAAGAAAAGGCGAAUCGUACAACAGACCAAAGCACGAGGCCAGCCAACUCGCCUGACGCGGCUGAACUCGAAAGAAGGCUUUCUCGUCUAGCUGUCUCGCAGCAAGAUACGGAGCUCCCUGAGAUAGACAUUGCCCCUCUGACGCCUUUUGAAUACGUCGAAGAGGCCGGUCCUGUGCAGGCGAAGCCCUCACGGCUUGCAAUCGGGCAAGAUGGUCCUGAGAAAGCAUCAACACAUAUCAAGCCCUUAUCUCAAGAGUCUGAUGUUAACCUACAUUCCAACACCAGCCAAGAGGCCAGCAUCAAACACAACUUGGAAGCUAUCUAUCCUCGAGACGCCGAGUUCGAUCGCAUCAAUAAGGAGGUCCAAGCCGGCACAGACGGUGAAGCCAACUUCCACCUACAAGACAGUCUGGACUUUGACCGAACAAUUCACAACCAAGAACCAGUCGUCCAAGAAGUUGUAAAACCCCACAUACAUACCAUCUACGAACCGAAGCGCACACUGUCGAUUCAUCACCAUGAGCAUCGAACCAUGAUCCAACCAAUCAAGGACAUCACCAUACUUCCAGAUCAACAUUGGCUUCAAGAUGACACGACAGGAGACCUUUAUAGAAUCCCUGCCGAAUUGGGGAAGCAACUUAUGUAG
Fusarium pseudograminearum CS3096 is the source of this 1089-nucleotide messenger RNA. RefSeq lists its product as uncharacterized. The transcript has a single exon. The record is from RefSeq and is a predicted model, not a curated record. NCBI's taxonomy places the organism in Eukaryota, Fungi, Ascomycota, Sordariomycetes, Hypocreales, Nectriaceae. The coding region runs from base 1 to 1089 and encodes 362 amino acids.